Molecule: messenger RNA, 1671 nt
Organism: Clonostachys byssicola
Lineage: Eukaryota; Fungi; Ascomycota; Sordariomycetes; Hypocreales; Bionectriaceae
Source: the annotation of a GenBank genome assembly
AUGGAGUCACAAGAUUCUUCAAAGCCCGUUGGAACUGGGCACAGUGAUCUUGUGCCUGGUACAGCUCCUCUCCGCCAGCCAUCCGAAGAAGAUCCACAGAUCGCACCCUCUUCAUCUAUUGGAGAGCAACACCCCAGGCCAGUCGGCUGGUCCCUCCAAGACGAAGAUUACGAGAGUUGGGAAGAUGAAGAAUCGGAUGAGUCGAUCGAGUCCACCGCAGAUGGCACUGACCAGGAGAUUCUAGACGACAAAGACGCCGAUAUUGGUGAUCAACUGCGUGCGCUGCAGCACUGUGUUGAGUCCAACUACAAGGAAUUUCUCUUUGCUUGUGGAGGUACAGUACCAAUCAGUCCCAAGCACCAGGAACAUCCAGGUCCUAUGAGCAAGGAGAUAGCUUCACGCCCCGAGUCUGCCUCCAGCAAAAGUUCCAUCUCAACUUCUGGAGCUCAACCCCCAGUCACUCUUCGAUGGGACCCGAAGGACGAAUCGACUCCUGCAAGCCAGUCAAAGCUUAUCUUUCCCGCCGAAGACACCACUGCAGGCAAUCUCAAAUACUUGCUAGCCGAAAUGAAACCUGCAACCUUUGGUCGUGGUGGUGAAGACGUGUAUGAUGAGAGUUACCGCAAGGCAUCGAAACUGGAGCCUCAGGAUUUCUCCACAAACUUUUGCCCGUAUAGCACUGGUAUAAUUGGAGAGAUAUCCCGACUUCUUCUUCCUGAUCCGGGACGAGCGGAUCAGAGAACCAUCAAGGCUGAGCUAUACAAGCUUAAUGUUUAUACCGGACCCUCAGGGCACUUCCGUUCCCAUGUCGAUACCCCUCGAUCUCGCUCUCAGUUCGGGUCUCUUGUCGUUUGUCUGCCAGUCAAGCAUGAAGGUGGCGCUCUCGAGGUUCGGCAUAGUGGUGAAGUGAUGAAGUUUGAUUGGGCAUCUCCUUCUGAACAACCAGAACUUCAAUGGGCAGCAUUUUAUAGUGACUGCGAGCACGAAGUAUUCCCUGUUCAGUCUGGGCACCGUAUCACUCUCACAUACAAUCUUUACGCUACCUUCAACAGUGUCCAGCGUCUAGGGAGCUUCAAUUCUGUCAACAAUACCCAAACUCCCCUUGACAGAGAGAUUGAAGCCCUGGUCGAAGAUCCCACGUUUCUAACAGAUGGAGGCUAUGUUGGUUUUCAUACUACUCACACGUACCCCCACAAUGAUUCAGAGGGUUGCCUGGAAGAGACCUUAAAAGGUCUUGAUAUGGUCAUUUGGAGGGGUUUCCAGCGCCUUGGCUGCGGGGUAUGCUUGCGGCCGGUCCUGGAACCUGACCUCGACAUCGAUGGGGAACUGCGCUUCGAGCUUGGCCGCACAUUCGAGCUUAGAGCUAUCUACGGCGAAGUUGAGUCCACAUAUGAGUGGGAUUCACUCGUUCGGCACGACUGGGGUCUUGAACAUCUGUCGGUUGAGGACAUUAUCUGGCUCAAUAAACCCACUCUAGAGACCAAAAAAGCCGCGUUUGCCUAUGCUGUAUAUGGCAACCAAGCCACUGGUUGCCUUGCCUACACGGUCUGCUCUAUCAUCGUUUCUGUCCCUAAGAUUGUUGAAGGUAAACGGGCGAGUCUAGAGACAACGUUUGAUGUUGAUGCUGUUGUUGAAGAGGAUGAUUGGGAAAAUCGCUCCCCAUGGGACUAG